This is a messenger RNA of Mus caroli (Ryukyu mouse), 1071 nucleotides long. NCBI's taxonomy places the organism in Eukaryota, Metazoa, Chordata, Mammalia, Rodentia, Muridae. The record is from RefSeq and is a predicted model, not a curated record.
AAGAAAGAAAGAAAGAAAGAAAGAAAGAAAGAAAGAAAAAGAAAUGCUCUCAGAAGCAGAUCCCUGCAAUUGCAACUUUCCACAUCUCAUCCGACAAGAACGCUGGAAAUCCAGGCUGAGAACUCUGUCAGGGGCAGCAGCCAGCUGUACAAAAGAGCGAUGGAGUGGGCAAGCCAGCUUGGCCCCAGUGCACCAGUCUCCUUUGUGGCUACUCUACUCAGCCUCUGUUCCAGACCUCCCAGUCACUGCCUUCUGCUGCUCUAUGGCAGGGACAGCGCGCCAUGACUGGGAGAUGGCAAUCCAAUCCAAGAAAAAGCUCUCCACCGCUACCGAUCCUAUUGAAAGACUGAGGUUGCAGUGCCUGGCCAGGGGUUCUGCAGGCAUCAAAGGACUUGGCAGAGUGUUUCGAAUUAUGGAUGACAAUAACAACCGAACCCUCGAUUUCAAAGAAUUUUUGAAAGGCUUAAAUGAUUACGCUGUGGUCAUGGAAAAAGAGGAGGCAGAAGAACUUUUCCGGAGAUUCGAUAGAGAUGGCAGUGGAACAAUAGACUUCAAUGAGUUUCUUCUCACGUUAAGGCCUCCAAUGUCCAGAGCCAGAAAAGAGGUAAUCAUGAAAGCUUUUAGAAAGUUAGACAAAACUGGAGAUGGGGUUAUAACCAUUGAAGACCUUCGUGAAGUUUAUAAUGCUAAACACCAUCCAAAGUAUCAAAAUGGGGAAUGGACAGAGGAGCAAGUCUUCAGGAAAUUUCUGGAUAACUUUGACUCACCCUAUGAUAAAGAUGGAUUGGUGACCCCCGAGGAAUUCAUGAACUACUAUGCAGGUGUAAGUGCAUCCAUUGACACAGAUGUGUACUUCAUCAUCAUGAUGACGACGGCUUGGAAGCUCUAAAGACCUGUCCCUGGAAACUAGGCCAUGCAUGCAGUCAUGUGACUCCGAGUGAUUACGCUCCACCCCCAAACUUAGAAUGCUCUUCAAUUCACUGUUCAUCAAACAGACUCUUCUUUGCCAGCACACUGUAUUUUCUAGGCUGACAAGAGGGCAGAAAUAAAGUCACUAAUAAUUAACUAUGA